Limanda limanda (common dab) is the source of this 393-nucleotide messenger RNA. Its product is annotated as histone H2B-like. Gene Ontology annotation, molecular function: protein heterodimerization activity; DNA binding; structural constituent of chromatin. Gene Ontology annotation, cellular component: nucleosome. NCBI's taxonomy places the organism in Eukaryota, Metazoa, Chordata, Actinopteri, Pleuronectiformes, Pleuronectidae. Bases 19 to 393 code for a protein of 124 amino acids. The transcript has 2 exons. The record is from RefSeq and is a predicted model, not a curated record.
AUUCAUACAUGGUCUAAGAUGCCUGACAUAGCGAAGCCUGCGCCCAAGAAGGGCUCCAAGAAAGCGGUGGCCAAGGCCCCCGGUAAGGGUGGAAAGAAGAGGAGAAAGUCCAGGAAGGAGAGCUACGCCAUCUACGUGUACAAAGUGCUGAAGCAGGUCCACCCCGACACCGGGAUCUCCUCCAAGGCCAUGGGCAUCAUGAACUCCUUCGUGAGCGACAUCUUCGAGCGCAUCGCCGGUGAGGCCUCUCGUCUGGCUCAUUACAACAAGCGCUCCACCAUCACCUCCAGGGAGAUUCAGACCGCCGUCCGCCUGCUGCUGCCCGGGGAGCUGGCUAAACACGCCGUGUCUGAGGGCACCAAGGCCGUGACCAAGUACACCAGCUCCAAGUAA